This is a messenger RNA of Pan troglodytes (chimpanzee), 3154 nucleotides long. It is a transcript of the gene MSTN, whose product is annotated as myostatin. The transcript has 5 exons. Gene Ontology annotation, molecular function: growth factor activity; cytokine activity. The record is from RefSeq and is a predicted model, not a curated record. Bases 1063 to 2190 code for a protein of 375 amino acids. Gene Ontology annotation, cellular component: extracellular region. Lineage: Eukaryota; Metazoa; Chordata; Mammalia; Primates; Hominidae.
AGCUACCCUGGCGCUUGUACAAUGGGCCCAUGAACACUUUGGCCCUAGCAACGGGCAUGUUGAUCACGUGUGGGCUUAAGAACAUAGGAUUCUUUUCUCCCACUAUGAUCUGGCUAGUCUCACUGAUGAGAGAUUUAAGGAAUCUGAGUUGAAGAAAUGGUUUCAUGUCCGUUGGAAAAAUCUGACUUGAUUAAAUGGUAGAAUAAUCUAUUGACAACUUAUGUUGCCACUUGUAAGACUAGGUUGCUGUCCCACAAGUUAUUGUAUAUUUCCCAAGCCAGCAACUAAUAUAUAAUGCUAUUUCUUCCAUAGCCAGAAUACUUAGAUCUGAAAAUGAAAGUGUAAAAGUAUUGGUGGUUCCAUUAUUAUUCCUAAUGACCUACUCACAUAACUUUUGUUUCCAACCUCACAAUGUUGUGCUCUUAGUUUCCAUGGAAGGAAUACUUUUUCCAGGAAACACUAGAAGGGUUCCUUUGAAUGGAAGCUGUGACUGCCACAUCAGCCACUUUGAGGUCUUCAAGGCACUGAACCAACAAGGAAAGAAAGGGAUUACUGUAUUCGCUGGGACAAUUAAUCCUAAUCAUAAAGUGGGAAAAGUGGUGGUACUACAAAACAGAGGGAAGACCAUGUCUCAAAGAGAUGGGGUCUCAUUAUACUGCCCAAACUGGUCUUGAACUCCUGGCCUCAAGCAAUCCUCCUGCCUCGGUCUCUCAAAGCACUGGGAUUACAGAUUUAUUUCUUUUAUGAAGUAGUCAAAUGAAUCAGCUCACCCUUGACUGUAACAAAAUACUGCUUGGUGACUUGUGACAGACAGGGUUUUAACCUCUGACAGCGAGAUUCAUUGUGGAGCAAGAGCCAAUCAUAGAUCCUGACGACACUUGUCUCAUCUAAGUUGGAAUAUAAAAAGCCACUUGGAAUACAGUAUAAAAGAUUCACUGGUGUGGCAAGUUGUCUCUCAGACUGUACAUGCAUUAAAAUUUUGCUUGGCAUUACUCAAAAGCAAAAGAAAAGUAAAAGGAAGAAACAAGAACAAGAAAAAAAGAUUAUAUUGAUUUUAAAAUCAUGCAAAAACUGCAACUCUGUGUUUAUAUUUACCUGUUUAUGCUGAUUGUUGCUGGUCCAGUGGAUCUAAAUGAGAACAGUGAGCAAAAAGAAAAUGUGGAAAAAGAGGGGCUGUGUAAUGCAUGUACUUGGAGACAAAACACUAAAUCUUCAAGAAUAGAAGCCAUUAAGAUACAAAUCCUCAGUAAACUUCGUCUGGAAACAGCUCCUAACAUCAGCAAAGAUGCUAUAAGACAACUUUUACCCAAAGCUCCUCCACUCCGGGAACUGAUUGAUCAGUAUGAUGUCCAGAGGGAUGACAGCAGCGAUGGCUCUUUGGAAGAUGACGAUUAUCACGCUACAACGGAAACAAUCAUUACCAUGCCUACAGAGUCUGAUUUUCUAAUGCAAGUGGAUGGAAAACCCAAAUGUUGCUUCUUUAAAUUUAGCUCUAAAAUACAAUACAAUAAAGUAGUAAAGGCCCAACUAUGGAUAUAUUUGAGACCCGUCGAGACUCCUACAACAGUGUUUGUGCAAAUCCUGAGACUCAUCAAACCUAUGAAAGACGGUACAAGGUAUACUGGAAUCCGAUCUCUGAAACUUGACAUGAACCCAGGCACUGGUAUUUGGCAGAGCAUUGAUGUGAAGACAGUGUUGCAAAAUUGGCUCAAACAACCUGAAUCCAACUUAGGCAUUGAAAUAAAAGCUUUAGAUGAGAAUGGUCAUGAUCUUGCUGUAACCUUCCCAGGACCAGGAGAAGAUGGGCUGAAUCCCUUUUUAGAGGUCAAGGUAACAGACACACCAAAAAGAUCCAGAAGGGAUUUUGGUCUUGACUGUGAUGAGCACUCAACAGAAUCACGAUGCUGUCGUUACCCUCUAACUGUGGAUUUUGAAGCUUUUGGAUGGGAUUGGAUUAUCGCUCCUAAAAGAUAUAAGGCCAAUUACUGCUCUGGAGAGUGUGAAUUUGUAUUUUUACAAAAAUAUCCUCAUACUCAUCUGGUACACCAAGCAAACCCCAGAGGUUCAGCAGGCCCUUGCUGUACUCCCACAAAGAUGUCUCCAAUUAAUAUGCUAUAUUUUAAUGGCAAAGAACAAAUAAUAUAUGGGAAAAUUCCAGCGAUGGUAGUAGACCGCUGUGGGUGCUCAUGAGAUUUAUAUUAAGCUUUCAUAACUUCCUAAAACAUGGAAGGUUUUCCCCUCAACAAUUUUGAAGCUGUGAAAUUAAGUACCACAGGCUAUAGGCCUAGAGUAUGCUACAGUCACUUAAGCAUAAGCUACAGUAUGUAAACUAAAAGGGGGAAUAUAUGCAAUGGUUGGCAUUUAACCAUCCAAACAAAUCAUACAAGAAAGUUUUAUGAUUUCCAGAGUUUUUGAGCUAGAAGGAGAUCAAAUUACAUUUAUGUUCCUAUAUAUUACAACAUCGGCGAGGAAAUGAAAGCGAUUCUCCUUGCGUUCUGAUGAAUUAAAGGAGUAUGCUUUAAAGUCUAUUUCUUUAAAGUUUUGUUUAAUAUUUACAGAAAAAUCUACAUACAGUAUUGGUAAAAUGCAGGAUUGUUAUAUACCAUCAUUCGAAUCAUCCUCAAACACUUGAAUUUAUAUUGUAUGGUAGUAUACUUGGUAAGAUAAAAUUCCACAAAAAUAGGGAUGGUGCAGCAUAUGCAAUUUCCAUUCCUAUUAUAAUUGACACAGUACAUUAACAAUCCAUGCCAAUGGUGCUAAUACGAUAGGCUGAAUGUCUGAGGCUACCAGGUUUAUCACAUAAAAAACAUUCAGUAAAAUAGUAAGUUUCUCUUUUCUUCAGGUGCAUUUUCCUACACCUCCAAAUGAGGAAUGGAUUUUCUUUAAUGUAAGAAGAAUCAUUUUUCUAGAGGUUGGCUUUCAAUUCUGUAGCAUACUUGGAGAAACUGCAUUAUCUUAAAAGGCAGUCAAAUGGUAUUUGUUUUAUCAAAAUGUCAAAAUAACAUACUUGGAGAAGUAUGUAAUUUUGUCUUUGGAAAAUUACAACACUGCCUUUGCAACACUGCAGUUUUUAUGGUAAAAUAAUAGAAAUGAUCGACUCUAUCAAUAUUGUAUAAAAAGACUGAAAUAAUACAUUUAUAUAAUAUGUAUACAA